Messenger RNA from Neltuma alba, 975 nucleotides. RefSeq names its product MACPF domain-containing protein NSL1-like. NCBI's taxonomy places the organism in Eukaryota, Viridiplantae, Streptophyta, Magnoliopsida, Fabales, Fabaceae. The transcript has 6 exons. Gene Ontology annotation, biological process: plant-type hypersensitive response; regulation of salicylic acid mediated signaling pathway. The coding region runs from base 1 to 975 and encodes 324 amino acids. Gene Ontology annotation, cellular component: plasma membrane. The record is from RefSeq and is a predicted model, not a curated record.
AUGAAGCAGUUCAAAAGCUCACAUCUUCAACCCACUGAAGUGCAGAGAUUGCUCAAGAAAGAGGCUGAUAAGAGGCUUUCUGAGGACGGAGAUAUAUGUUGCGGUUCCGAUCAAGCCGGAAUAUCAGUAACAUUGGAGGAUGACGGAGAUGAGCCAUGGAAGGUUGAUGUAGCUCUUGCGGCAGCUGUUAGACCAAUUGUAGAAAGUCACUCAAACAAGGAGGAUCUCAUGAGCAUUUCUGUUCCAAGGGGAGGUAUUGUUGGCAUUCACCAGCUAAGGAGUGGCUUUCUACUAUAUCACAGUCAACUGAGGCCAUAUCAAUGCUAUGAACCCCAAAUAGUUGAACUUCGUCGAUUUCUUGAAUUUCAGUUGCCUCGGCAAUGGUCUCCAUCGUAUGAUGAUGUGCUUCAUGGAUUUCGUCCUAGAUGCCAAAAGAACAAGUCGCCAUCCCUCCAGUUCACCUUGUCGGGCUCCAAGCUUUAUGUUAACACAAUAAAGGUUGACUCUGGAUAUUGUCCUGUUACAGUUGACAAAGGCUACUUUGAACCUGUGAAGUGGAAAAGGCUUUCACAUGUCUGCACAGCGCCAGCAUUGUACAAUAUUUCCCUUGAUGAUGAGGCCCCAGCCAUUGUAACGAACGCCUGGCUUGAGGUCAAGCAUGAGAAGAGGAGAAAAGUUCUUUUCUUGAGGCUUGGGUUUUCCCUGGUAGAAUCAGCAGAAAUUUACGGAUCAGAAUGGGAUGGAUCUCCGUUUCCAUUUCGAAAGUCAGGGUUCUUUUCAGCAUUGAUGAGCAUAAUGCUGACCAAGGAACUGCAUCACGUGAUUGAGAAUGAAAAGCCGACUGAAGAAGAUAGCACAAAACCAAUAGUUUAUAAUGGUGAGUCUGGUACUGCGGCACCUGUUCCAAUAAAGGCCCCAAAAAUGCUGAGCUUUGUGGAUACAAAGGAAAAGGUUAGGGGUCCAGAAGACGCGUGA